Messenger RNA from Raphanus sativus (radish), 429 nucleotides. RefSeq names its product inosine triphosphate pyrophosphatase-like. The coding region runs from base 1 to 429 and encodes 142 amino acids. The transcript has 5 exons. Gene Ontology annotation, cellular component: cytoplasm. Gene Ontology annotation, molecular function: nucleoside triphosphate diphosphatase activity. The record is from RefSeq and is a predicted model, not a curated record. NCBI's taxonomy places the organism in Eukaryota, Viridiplantae, Streptophyta, Magnoliopsida, Brassicales, Brassicaceae. Gene Ontology annotation, biological process: nucleoside triphosphate catabolic process.
AUGAAUCUGAUAGAUAUCAAUUAUAUUUACACGGACUUGUCUCUAUCAGAAUCUUUCAUGAUCAAGUCUGAGUUAAUUAGGUAUGAUUGGGAUGGCAAGUGGUUUCUUGAAAAGAUGGGUCAUGAAGGUUUGAACAGUGUACUGAUGGCAUAUGAAGAUAAAUCAGCUUAUGCAUUGUGUGCAAUCUCUUUCCCACACGGUCCAGGUGCUGAACCUCGUACGUUUUUAGGGAAACUCCAUUAUGGUAAGAUAGUUCCAGCAAGAGGACCAUUUAAUUUCUGGUGGGAUCCAGUGUUUCAACCGAUGGGUAUGACCAAACAAGAAAAAAACAAGAUAUCACAUAGGUACAAGAAGUCUUUAGCAAUGUUGAAAUCUCACUUUAAGGAGGCUGGCUAUGUGUUCCAGACAACAGAUGGUGAUACCAUUUAA